Messenger RNA from Schizosaccharomyces japonicus yFS275, 1171 nucleotides. RefSeq lists its product as hypothetical. The transcript is spliced from 4 exons. Bases 68 to 268 code for a protein of 66 amino acids. NCBI's taxonomy places the organism in Eukaryota, Fungi, Ascomycota, Schizosaccharomycetes, Schizosaccharomycetales, Schizosaccharomycetaceae. The record is from RefSeq and is a predicted model, not a curated record. Gene Ontology annotation, cellular component: mitochondrial inner membrane.
UGUAUUCCCAGUAUUAAACAAAUUGCUCAGUUCGUAGUUGUGAAUUAUACAAAUCAUUGAUUUUACAAUGGUCCGGUUGACUCCAUUAGCGAGGUCUAUUUUUAAGAACAGAGUUCCAUAUCUUCAACGUGCGACUCAAGCAUCAUCGAAACCGACGCAUUUAAGGCGGCCGAAAAGCAAAUACUGGGCGUACACCUUGUACACGGCAUUCGGCGCCAGUUGUAUUAUGGGUACCGUUGCAACCGUAAAAGCUUUACGAAAAGAUUAAAUUGACUAGGACAUUGAUGGGGGGGUCCUAUUCUCCCUCCUGUGUGUGUUUGACAUGAUGUAACCUUUAGCACUAAAAUGCACUUACUUUUUAUAGUAAACACGUUUAAACUGAAAGUGUAGACAAAGUACACCAUUCUCGAAACUGUUUUUGAAACCACGGUGGCGCUUUGAACUGUAGUCCCAGUCUCGGUCAACUAUUCGAAACGCAAUGUCCUGAUACGGUUCACCGGCAAUGAAACGAAUCACACAAGUUUCCUCCGUCUGCUGUUCGUCUCUCUGCUUGCGAGACCGAUUGCGCUCAAUACGGUAAGUAGGUGCGCGACCAGUGCCAAUGAGAUCAGGGUAGAAGAUGUUGAAACGGUAUCCCUGUACAGCCUUGGGCGGAGGAUGUUCUUCGUUAUAAUGAGCUUGAUUGUAAGAAUUCCACUCAAAACCGAGUAAUACCCUGUUGUAGUACUUUGGCUUUUUUAAGGAAACGCCGUUGGCGCUAAUUGAAACAGGAGCUUGCUCGGUCUCCAAUUCAUUUUCCAAGUCAGCCUCAUCGGCGUCGCCUGCUUUAAGGUAUUCACGUUCAAGCCUCUCCUUUGUCAUCCUCCAGAAAGUGUCUUCUUCGAUGCUUGUACUAACUAACUUGCUUGUCCGUACCUUUGGUUUACUGUUCAACAAGGGAAUAUAAGUGGCAUCCGUAACUCGUUUUCUCUUCGUUUCCUACUCGUAGUUAGUAUGUAUUUCCAUUGCACAACCCAAACCAUACCAACAUGUGCGUGUACUGUUCUUCCUCAAUUGGCUUCAGGCCUUGUGGUAGCUGUUCUUGCCGUAAUAAAGGUGCUGGAUCCAGAUUGAUGCGAUAAUAUUCAUUCUCUGCCAGUUUUUUCAUUUGCUGUAGUUGAUGUAAAUCAUC